Stereum hirsutum FP-91666 SS1 is the source of this 2924-nucleotide messenger RNA. RefSeq lists its product as uncharacterized. Gene Ontology annotation, biological process: exocytosis; intracellular protein localization; Golgi to plasma membrane transport. Gene Ontology annotation, cellular component: exocyst. Lineage: Eukaryota; Fungi; Basidiomycota; Agaricomycetes; Russulales; Stereaceae. The coding region runs from base 83 to 2815 and encodes 910 amino acids. The transcript has 8 exons. The record is from RefSeq and is a predicted model, not a curated record.
ACGUCUUCGGUCCAUAACUCUUUCCAGUGGUUGCUUUACUUCACAUCACCGACUAGUUCGUGUAUAUUCAUCGUAGUCGAGCAUGGAGUCCCUACGAACCCGGAAAGCCUCCGUCAACCGCUCCAAAUCCAAACUCUCGAAACAAUCCUCCCGAACCCCAACAGGCGCUCCAAACGGCAGACCCCCCACCUCCAAACCCAAAGAUGCGCGCAAAUCGAGAGUGGACGACAAGAUCAAGAAACGCAUGUCGAUGCGAUAUGCGGACAUCUCUGGUCCGACGAACGUAGCCGCCGUACCGAGCGUCCCGUCCAUACCUAUCGGGCUGCGGCCAUCGGGCGGGCAGGCCCCUGCGAGGAGGGAUAGGGGGAGAGAUACGAUUGAUGAGGAAGAGGAGGAGGAGGAGGUCGUUAAGGAUAGAGGGCCGAGUUUGGAGGAGAUUAGGGCGGCGGAGAAUAAGUUGUUAGAUGUGGAGGAGUUUGACCCGGAUGCUUUUCUGAAAGUGAAGAUGUCCAACGCGACUGAAGCGGAGUUGAAGUCCAUGCAGUCUUCAUUACAAGCUUCGAAAGACGGUGUGGCCCAAGAUCUGCAGAGGAACGUAUUCAAGAAUUACGCCGAAUUCGUACUCAUCUCGAAAGAGAUCUCAAACCUGGAGAACGAAAUGCUCGAACUGAAAGAGUCCCUCGCCGAAUGGAAAAGCAUGCCCUCCCUCCUCCACAUCGACGAAUCCAACUCCGUCGCAGACCGCCGGCGCAACGUCCGCUCCUCCGUCGCCGACCUCCGCGUCCUCUACGCCUCCCAAAUGCAAUCCCUCCACACCCAAAUCGAAGGAUCCACAAAAUUCGUACCCACCACCCCCGGCCGACACGUCAUCUGCGAAAUGGACGCCCAAGCACUCAAUGCCGCGACAUAUAAAGCCGUAGGAGGCGUGCGGUUCGUGGUGUUGGAUGACGCGGUGUUGGUGGCGAGGAGAAGGAAGAGGAGGGAUGCGGGUGGGGGAGGUGGGGGUGGGGGAGGGGGACAGGAUGGAGGGGAGAGGUUGGUGGCGGAAAGGUGUUGGGCGUUGAAUGAGAUGUUGGUGUUGGAUACGAAGGAUACGGCUACUAUGACGAACGUAUUCAAGAUCAAACAUGUCAAGGAGGUCAGUGUGUACCGGACAGAGUCAUCCGCGGAUAAGAAGAGUCUAUUGUCACAACUACGACACGUCGCGGAAGAACUGGCAGCCAAGAGGCGGAAAGAGCGAGAGGGCGAGCAUGAGCAGCGCAAGACCCUCUUCGCAGGCGACCGCAGCUCCCUCGCUUUCGCCGCCGACGGUCCAGACUGGAUGGCAGACCUCGCCCGUCGCGCCGGCAUGGGCGAAGGCGCCAAAGAAAAACACGACCGCGACAUGCGCUGGGUCUCCGAUUUCUGUGAUGACCUCACCGUCUCCAUCGCUCUCCGCUCUUACGACUCCGCCGUCUCCCUCGUCGAACAAGGCCAAGCCAAACUCUCCAUCACUCCCUCCCUCUCCACCAAGCUCCCCGCCUUAACCUCCUCGCUCACCACCGCCUUGCUCGAAGCGCUGUCGGACCCGGGCAACGGCAAGACGAAGGUCGUGCAUCUGAUUGGGCUGUUGGUGAGGUUGGGGAAGGGCGCGGAGGCGAGGGUGGCGUUUUUGAGGGCGAGGAGGGAGGUCGUUAGGAGGUUGGUGAGGAUGUUGAGGUUUGAGGGACAUGUGGGGAUGUAUGUGCAUGAUUUGGCGACGGUGGUGUUUACGGCGGUGAAACAUACGGCGGAUUGGUUCUUGGCGAGUUAUAAGGAGAAUGAGGUCGCGAGCUGCUUCAUUGAGUGGGCGAAGGGCGAGAUGGAGACGUAUGCGGAGAUGUUUAGGAAACAGGUCUAUAGUUCUGACGUGGAUCAGAAGACGAUCGACGAAGCGCUCAAGAUCACGUAUGCGCAGAGCCGCAAGCUCCUACAAGAAUACGGUCUCGACUUCCGAUUCCUGCUCAACGAGCUCCUCGUCCGUGACCCCAAAGCCAAACCCGACUCCAAAGCCCAACUCGCAAACUCUUCCAACACCACCACCUCCUCCUCCGCGAAGAAGUCAUCCACGGCCCCAACCAUCACAGCACCUAUACCCCCAUCCACCCCAACCCCACCCGUCCGCUCUCCCACACCCUCAUCCGCAUCCGCAUCUCAAGCCCAACAAUCCCUCUUCGCCCAACCACCCCUCCCGACAUCCUCCUCCUCAUCUACCCCACGCUCCCCAACCCCACGCAGUCCCCGCCCCACACACGCCCUCGCCUCCAUGGCCUCCUUCACCUCCGCCUCCAACAGCAGUAGCACCUCAUCUUCCACAUCCACACGUACACCCCCCUCACCCAGCACAACACCUACACCCACGCCCCACUCGCGCUCCAACUCCCCCGCCGCGUCCUCCUCUUCUCACAGGAGACGCGAAAGAGAACGCGAGAGGGAAGGACUCGGAUCCCCGAAGAUUCCUCCACCUGUACCGCCGAUUCCGUUAUCUCCUACGCCGGUACGUGCGACUUCACAAGAUACCAAUGCGAACGGGAACGGGAACGGGAAUGGGAGGCCGUCGAGGAGUCCGGCGCCGAGUAUGGCUGGUUCUGUGGCGACGAUGGGAGCUGGUGCGGGGCCGGUGCCUGUUCCGCCGAGGAGUAGGGAUCGGCCUGGGAGUGCGUCUGGGAGGGAUAGGGACAGAGAGAGGGAGAGGGAGAGGGAGGGUGCGAGGACGCCUGGUGGGGGGAGGGAGAGGGAUAGAGAGGGUGCGAGGACACCGGGGAGUGCGGUUCCGAGGCGGAUGAAUAAGUUUUGAGGCGGUGGAGUUCUCGUUGCUUCAGUUUUGCAGGUUUUAUGGAGUGGAAUCAUUGACGGACUUGGGUGGUGAAAUUUUCUUUGUAUUGAUGUGCUGGACGUUAUACCAG